AUGUCCCGCCGUGAGCGGAAGCGACGAGGUCGCUGGGAAACCUACAACUCCGAAUUCAACUCAGAGGAAGGUUUCUCGAACAAUUCGAUAGACAAGCAGGUUGAGAAGGAGGUCUCGGCUCCUGUCCCAAAAGCGGCAUCUCAAAAUUUGGGUGGAGAGAAUGCUGCAGUCAUCACGGAUGAGUUUGGUGGAAAGGACUACCGGUCCGAAAUGCCUUUGAAGGCUGACCACGCUUCUCGUCCACUUUGGGUGGCUCCUGAUGGUCAUAUAUUCCUCGAAUCAUUUAGUCCCGUUUAUAAGCAUGCACGAGAUUUCCUUAUCGCUAUAUCCGAGCCCGUUUGUCGACCUGAACAUAUUCAUGAGUACCAACUCACUGCAUACUCUCUGUAUGCGGCAGUUUCUGUGGGAUUGCAGACCAAUGACAUCAUCGAGUAUUUGGAAAGGCUUAGUAAAAGCGCUCUACCGAAGGGAAUUGUUGAGUUCAUCAAAAUGUGCACAUUGAGUUAUGGGAAAGUGAAACUGGUGUUGAAACAUAAUCGAUAUUUUGUGGAAUCCCGUCAUUCGGAUGUCAUCCAGAAGUUGUUGAAGGAUAAAGUUAUACAGUCAUGUAUACUGGAAGACGAGAAACCAGUUGAGGAAACCAAGACUCAAAUCGAGAAGAUUAAUUUUCCUCAAGAACAAAAGAAAGAAGAAGAGAAAAAGCCUGAAGGUGGAGAUGAUGAGGACAUUGGAGAACUCUAUGGUAAAAUGGAUGGAGAUGAUGAAGAAGAUGCGGAGAUUCGCAGUCUGCAAUUGCUCACGUUUGAAAUCAAACAGGAAACUAUUGAGACUGUGCAAAAACGUUGCAUUGAGCUGGAGUAUCCACUUCUAGCAGAAUACGAUUUCCGAAAUGACACCAUGAACCCGAAUCUCGGAAUUGAUCUGAAGCCAUCGACUACUCUUCGUCCUUAUCAGGAGAAGAGUUUGCGUAAAAUGUUUGGAAAUAGUCGGGCAAGAUCCGGAGUAAUCGUACUUCCUUGUGGAGCUGGCAAAACUCUUGUGGGUGUCACUGCAGUGACCACCGUCAACAAACGCUGUCUGGUUCUGGCAAAUUCUAACUUGUGGUCCACAAUUAGCGACAAGCAAAUUGUAAGAUUCACUCGAGAAGCGAAAGAUUCCGUGCCACAUGGUGCCGAUGCGAGUAAGCCAAUCGUUUGUAUAAGUACUUACUCUAUGGUGGCUUAUGCGGGUAAGCGUACCUAUGCUGCUGAAGAGGCGAUGAAGUUCAUUGAGAGCCAGGAGUGGGGACUUUUACUGUUGGAUGAAGUGCACACAAUUCCUGCGAAGAUGUUCCGUCGAGUGUUGACUAUUGUGCAAGCGCAUUGCAAACUCGGUCUCACUGCCACACUUGUUAGAGAAGACGACAAAAUUACCGAUCUCAACUUCCUCAUU
Messenger RNA from Ostertagia ostertagi, 1431 nucleotides. Lineage: Eukaryota; Metazoa; Nematoda; Chromadorea; Rhabditida; Trichostrongylidae. The record is from the annotation of a GenBank genome assembly.